Eleginops maclovinus (Patagonian blennie) is the source of this 3663-nucleotide messenger RNA. It is a transcript of the gene gabra2a, whose product is annotated as gamma-aminobutyric acid type A receptor subunit alpha2a. Lineage: Eukaryota; Metazoa; Chordata; Actinopteri; Perciformes; Eleginopidae. Gene Ontology annotation, biological process: signal transduction; regulation of postsynaptic membrane potential; gamma-aminobutyric acid signaling pathway. The transcript is spliced from 10 exons. Bases 234 to 1589 code for a protein of 451 amino acids. Gene Ontology annotation, cellular component: dendrite membrane; postsynapse; synapse. Gene Ontology annotation, molecular function: inhibitory extracellular ligand-gated monoatomic ion channel activity; benzodiazepine receptor activity; GABA-A receptor activity. The record is from RefSeq and is a predicted model, not a curated record.
GAACGCUUCCCUGCCGGCGGACCGCCUCAGUAUGUCUCCAAGAGCGCGCUCAGCCACAUCAGGACUCUGUGCUCAGGGUUAGUGUCAGGCGGAGCUGUGGGGACUCUGCUGGAGGAGCUCAUCUCUCUGGGUUACAACUCUCAUUUUCUAACAAAGCUUUCUUUUUCUCCACUGUGACUUUUCAGUUUCUCCAGGCAACAUAAAGGGCACCUGUCGCGAUUCAGGUUUCCGCGAUGAGAGGACGAUGGAGCCCAUAUUUCACGUCCGUGUUGAUGCCUUUGAUCAUUCUGUGGCAGACACGGUCCGGAGUAGAUUCCAAUUCAACACGUAACGUCAAAGACAUCACAACGUUCACCAAGAUCCUGGACAGUCUACUGGAUGGAUACGACAACCGACUGAGACCCAGCCUGGGAGACCGAGUAACGGAAGUGAAGACUGACAUCUAUGUAACCAGUUUCGGUCCAGUUUCUGACACCGAUAUGGAGUACACGGUUGAUGUUUUCUUCCGCCAGAGUUGGAAGGAUGAGCGAUUAAAGUUCCACGGACCGAUGAACAUUCUUCCUCUCAACAACCUGAUGGCCAGUAAGAUCUGGACACCUGACACGUUCUUCCACAACGGCAAGAAAUCAGUCGCCCACAACAUGACCAUGCCCAACAAGCUGCUGAGGAUCAUGGAGGACGGAACCUUGCUCUACACUAUGAGGUUAACGGUUCAAGCUGAGUGCCCCAUGCACCUUGAGGACUUCCCAAUGGAUUCCCACUCGUGUCCUCUGAAGUUUGGCAGCUACGCCUACACUAAGACAGAGGUGACUUAUAUCUGGACCCGCAAUGCCUCCCAGUCCGUGGACGUGGCAGCUGAUGGAUCCAGACUCAACCAGUACGACUUGGUGGGCCAGACGGUGGGGAAGGAGACCAUUAAAUCUAGCACUGGUGAAUACACGGUGAUGACAGCGCACUUCCAUCUGAAGAGGAAGAUCGGAUACUUUGUUAUCCAGACGUAUCUGCCCUGCAUCAUGACCGUCAUCCUCUCUCAGGUCUCCUUCUGGCUCAACAGAGAGUCGGUGCCAGCCAGAACUGUUUUUGGUGUAACUACAGUCCUCACAAUGACAACCCUGAGUAUCAGUGCCCGUAACUCACUGCCAAAAGUGGCCUAUGCUACAGCCAUGGACUGGUUCAUCGCCGUCUGCUACGCCUUCGUCUUCUCUGCACUUAUUGAAUUUGCUACCGUCAACUACUUCACCAAGCGAGGCUGGGCCUGGGACGGGAAGAGCGUCGUCAAUGACAAGAAAAAGGAGGCAGCAGUGAUGAAGAAGAACAACGCCUAUGCUGUAGCUGUGGCUAACUACGCUCCAAACAUCACGAAAGACUCCACGCUGCCCACCAUCUCCAAGUGCGGUCUGACCGAUAACAACAAGACUGCAGGGGAGAAAAAGCCUGAGCACAACAAGAAAACCUUCAACAGCGUCAGCAAGAUCGACCGCAUCUCCCGCAUCAUGUUCCCCGUGCUGUUUUCAAGCUUUAACCUGGUCUACUGGGCCACCUACCUGAACAGAGAACCAGUCAUUAAAGACAUGGACCCUGCCAAAUGAAUAGUACAGGACUCACAACAAACUCGCCAAUUCAGGACUUAUUCUGUUGGUAUUCAUUUGACAUGUAUAGUGUACAUCCAUAGAGAAUUGUGUUCUCUCUUGCCUUACUGAUUUUUGGAUCGAAGCAGGUGACAUCAUAACUGGGUUACAAUAAACCUGAGAGAUCACACAGGAGUAAGCCAGGCAUCUCUACCAGGUUAUAGUCAGGAUACAUUUAGUUCCAGAUACCCAAACAGAAAGGAAUGGAAACGUAUGCUUCCUCUUGGAUCUCAAUAAAACCAUACAUUGCGAUAAAAAAAGACAUUUCCUCCGAAUUAUGGUUUCCAAAUGUGAUGUUUAUGAAAGGUUAUGGUAACAUCAGAAAACAAUACUGCAAAAACUAGAGAAAAAACAGCGUUUAAAGGUGCAGUAAUCAGAAUCUUUAUAUUUCCAAUGGAUCAAACUCAUAGAGAUUGAACUAGAUCAAGAACUAGAACAAAUAUUUUUCACUAACUCUCUUUACUCAGCAGCAACUGUUUGUGAAAAAGCUCUGAUAAAGCCACUGUACUGUUUUCUGCUCUACAGCAAACAGCAGACACAGUGAAAGACUAGCAUGACAACGUUAUUAGCAUUAAACAACGAAAGACAGUAAGAGACUAUCUGGGGGACAUAGUUAGCAUUUGGCAGCUAACGACACAGUAAGAGACUUAGCGGCUGAAGAGACACAUUUCUUUCAGAAUUGGAGACUUAACAGAGUUAACCAAAAAAUAAUAUUGGACCAUUAUUCAUAAUAACAUUUAUGCCUACUAUAUAGGAAAUAUUUUGCCAACAUAUUUGUCAGGUCCCAAAAUGUAUAUGGUUGUGGUAUGCACUUGCACUAUUGGUUAACGCUCCAAGACACUGUGCAUGAUAGACUAAGGGGCGGGACAUCUCUAAGCUGUUGACCAAUCACAACAGAUCCCGCCAGCUAACCAAUCAGAGCAGACUGGGCUCUGGUUUCAGACAGAGGGUGAAAAGAGGUGCUGCAGCACAGGCAGUAUGAGAAAAAUAAAGAGAUUUUUGAACAUUAAAGCAUGGAGACAUGUCCCAGGAGAGGCAUUAAAUACUGAUAUGAAACUGAAAAUGAGCAGGAGAGGCCCCUUUUACAUAUUUAACAUGGAAAAUCAGCAAUUUAUUAUCCAAGGAUCCUUUCUUCAUUAUUGUGUGAUGAUGUUCUGAUGGAUAAUGGAAGCCAUAGUUACAAGAAAAUGUCUCUUGAGUUUAUUUAUCAUCCCCAUGUCAAUUAAUUUGGAAUCUUAACAGUUUUUUCAUUAAAGAACUUCAUUAGGCAGUGGGGAGUUAAGAAACAUUAGGUCAGCACAAAACAUCAACCAUCCCCUCCAAUGAUUUCUGAUUGCUUCUCAGUCUCUUUGUUUAUACGCAACUUUUAUAUCUGUUCUAUUAACAUGAAUACCACAUCAGACAAUUUGCUGGGAACUUAUUUAACACCGCGGCUUCACCACAGUCACACCCAGGGCUGCACGGUGCUCUGUACCUCUGUAUCUGGCUCACUCUGUAGCUUCUGUACAGCUCUGUAGACUGUGUCACACUGUGGAAGAUGAUUAUGACUGUAAAUGUGUGAGAAUGCAUGUAGAAAUAUAAAAUUGAUAUACAAUGUAGCAGAAAAAAGGGACCAACACAAAUUGAAUAGCCUCAACCUCGGAAAAAGAAACUGUCGAUUAAACUGCAUUCAUUAAAUGUUUUCGUUUUUUUAUGUGUAAACGUUUUUGAAAUAUUUAUAUUUAUACGUAUAUAAACUCUGUGCUUUGUUUAACACACUUUUCAAAUCUAUAUAUUUUAGAUGAGAAUUGUUCCAGAAAUGAUUAUGUUUUAGAUGUCGAAGUAAUAAAGCUCUUCCUGAUUCCCUUGACCAAUAAUAUAUGCUUGUAAUAUUCACCGAGAACAAAUCUGUGUCAUUCUGUUUUUAGCUGGGCAAAACGAAAAUGUUCCUUAAAAGCUAACGUGUGAAAACUAAAAGAUAAAACCCUUGCAGGGAUAUCUAGUAUGAGUCCUAAAAUUCGGAAAUGAGCUAGCAUUUUAGCAUUUCCUGUUACGU